AUGUCCUGCGCUGGGGUGCCCCAGUCGGCCAUAAAGUGCACUCGUAGUUCUUGGACGCCGUUAAAUGAUGAAGAAUAUAGAAGAAAGGUAAUGGUCAUAGCUUUUUGUUUUAUGGUUUAGCUCGCACAUGAGCGUUCGCUCCUUAUCUUGAAGUGGGUAAGUCAGCCACCAAUGAUAGGUCCACCUGUUCUAACGCGUAUGCAGUUUCAGCUUUGGCCAGAUGAUGAAAAAGCUAGUUUUCUACUAAAAAUGCUAGCACUUUGCUCUUUGAAAGAAAAGAGGAGAAUUGUGGAUGAGAUACAUCGACAGAUCCCACAAAAGCACGUGGACUUUACGCGCUACCUCCCGCGAGUGCUAUCCUUGUAUGUGCUGUCGUUUCUUGAUCCCAGAAGCCUCUGCAGGACUGCACAGGUAAAACCCGCUCAUAUUGUGUUUAUUUACCGUUGAAGACAGAGAAUUGUACCAUAAACAAACUGUAGGCAAAUGUUAGCUUUUGGGGAGCAAUAAAUUUGACGUUUCACAAACACUGCAGUACAUACAGAAUUUAUGGACUAAAAUAACCCUCCCAAUACUCGCCGACAUAUAGGGUCAUAGUAAGAUCCUCCUUCUGUCAGUGAUGCUAUUCAUGCUUUGGCGAAGCAGCAUGUUGCACUGGUUUAACACGCGCGUCGCCCGGACUUACCAGCCGCGUGUUUUUUAGGUAUGAGCUAAGACAAGCACCCGCUCUGUAAUUGAAGUUGUUAAGUUUUCAUCAAAAAAUAACUGUGAGGAAGGAAACGCUCAGCAGCUGUCCAUGCAUCCGAAGGAUAUAUAAGUUUGUAAAGUUUUAGGGUGUUCGCUAUCGAAAAUUCUGACUUCGAUAAAACUACUUAAAGGAUGCGUUACAAGGCAGUUUUGCUAAAUACAUAAUGAGCGGGAUUAACGUCUACAGGAAACGUAUGACACUGCUUGAAAACCAUUAGUUUAUCCCGUCCAUUUAUUUAGACAACUAACUAGAUAAUUUUAAAGAGAAAAACUUGACUUUUGCAUUUAUUUGUUGUCAAACCAGUUUUUCUUUGGGAGAUCAUAGACUAGCCACCUUAUGAGACUCAAGCAUUUGCAUGUCUCAAAAUAGAGGGAAACGCCUGAAGACAGUUGAAAGUUUAUUCAUUCCAGUCAUCAUCUCUUAUCAAAUAACCAGUUCUUAGCAUCACACACUAACGUGUUUGCCAAUGUUUCUUGAGAAAAUGUCGACUUAAAACUUAGCGAAGAUAAAAAAGACUUGAUUAAAUAACUGCCUGCCACUUGACUAUAUAAAGGUUUGCUGGAAUUGGAAAUAUCUUUCGGAGUCAAAUGAGAUAUGGAUGAAGAAAUGCCUCAAAUUGGGCUGGAAUUUACCAAAUGCAUUUGUGGCAAUUGAACAUGGAGCCUACAAGAAGCUGUACAUAAACAACAUGCAUUAUCUUCGAAUUGUAGGACCUGUUCAGGUUCGUGAACUUUUUAAAAUGCACAUAAUGUUGAAAAAGUAUCAGUAUAUCAAUUACAUCUAAUUCUCUCAGUGAUCCUUGUGUACUUAAAUUCGUGAAAAACAAAAUAACCAUCUAAUAGUAAUAAUUAUUAUACUUAGCAAAAUUGGGACGUAUCGAGUAGCUGCUAUGCUCAUUGGUGUGGAAACAUUAAUUCGAGCAUAUGAAUUUUCAUAUAAAGAUUGACUAGGCAAACGUAAAACGUAUUGUCAUUGUGACGAAAAUAACCUAACACGACAUUUUGAAAAAAUAAUCGUUCAUGGUUCAUUCUUCCGAAUAUAAGGUUGCGCUUACAAAGCACAGCUGGACGAGUGUGUUCCCAACGCAAUGUGCGCCCCUCUACCACCGUUAAUACAUCGGAUCGCGACCGAUACGACAAGCACCUGACUCUGGUUAGGGCGCUGGAAGGGUGCUUGCGGGCAGGUUGAUGACAGCUAACAGGCCAAAAAGGCCGUUCCAGUCUCCCUGUUCUUUGUCGGUAAUGUUGUCCCGAACGGCACGUAAUCCAUUAGCAUGCUCUGAACUACAUACGGACAAAGUAGAACUUCUAUACUUUCACAAUAAAGUAGAAAGUAGAAAAUUAUACUAUGGCUAAGAUAAAGCAUGCUCUCAUGACUGGGAACUAUGAGUUUAGAUAUUAUGGACUUAAGCGCAUCUUGGUUUUUCAGCCAUCGGUUUUACCGUUUUCAUGGCCGUCUCUUAUCACUUAUGAGUAUUUUUCUUCCCCAAGUGAUUAUCGUGUCUAAGUGAAAUAUCUUUAAACUAGCUAGCGCAUACUUACUGACCAAAAUCCCGUAUUCACGUAGACUCGGGCUGUUAACUAUUACAGUGGAUAGUGUUUCAGAUAGCCUUUACACUUACAGAUUUUUCGAGUAAGACGACGCGUAGGUAUAGGGCGAAAUGGUUUUCUGUACUUCGGCUCCCAGAUUUGGUCUGAUUUGGGUGGCGAAAUAGCAACUGUCCUAGACCCGCUGUUAAAACACAUGUUUCUUCUGACUUACUGCUCGGAUUGGAGUUUUAUACUCGAACCUAUAAGCAAUCCUAUCAUUAGAAAUCGUGGGACUCUUGUGUACAAACCCCUCCGUUCAGCCGAAAAAAAUUAUCUGUGGCUCCAGUUAGUUGCAGGCCAAAACUCAUUGGCUCACAAAAUACGAGAAAUAAUUCGCUGAGACUGAUUCAUACUUAACCAAGAUCUCUCAAAGGUGUUUUUGCAUCUGGUCCACUGUGGAGUAAAGGAAGAUUUAUAAUAAAACACUACUUUAUCCGCAGGUCAAGAAACAAAAUAGGGCAGGCGCCAUCCCCAGACAAUAAGGAUAGGCCACAGCCAACGACCUCAGUAAAAACUGGGUCUAUUCCGUAAUCCCGCAAGUCAACUUUUGUGGAAUAUAUAGUACAGUGAAAGGCAAGGAUUCGCAAGGCAGUGUUUGUCGGCUACACUCGUAUUUUAUGGAUAGUAAAUGAGGUUAAAUAAUGUAAUGCUUUCACGAUAAAAGCGCUAGUAAAUUACUUCACAUAGGUCUGCUGCGACAGCCACUGGUAUUUCAUUUUUAGCUAAAUCAUGCACCCAUGGUGCUAGUGUAUCAAUUGUCAAAAAUGAUUAAAGCAACUAAGUCUGUUUCAGAAGACUUUUUUGCCAAAUCCAGCAACAGAAUUAAGGUUCAUCACAAACAUCAAUAUCUUGUUGACGAUUAUAAACACACUGAGAGGAACAGUGAUGUACUUUCUGACAGAUUGCAGCCGCGCGGCAGGCCGUUCGCCUUGCCAUUGAAGAGGAGAGGAAGACACAGGAGGCACAGCAGGCACUGGAACGUGAGAAGCAAAAGGUAGCAGCGAAGCGCGCAGCCCAACGAGAAGCCAGGGUCGCGGAACAAAAGACCGCUCGGUCGUUGCCCUGGCUCGGACCGAGCCCCAGACCUCAAGAAACUCGGCGCUUUAACUGCCUGGAAAAUGAAGAUCUGCCUUUAAAGAGGGCCAGUCAACUGACCUCGAGAUCGGCUGAGAAGUGAGAGUUCCAAAUUUACUAACUUACUGCUAUUACCUUUUACGUACUGCCAUUAUCGACAUUAUCAUCAUCAUCAUCAUCAUCAUCAUCAUCAUAAUCAUCAUCAUCAUCAUCAUCAUCAUCAUCAUCAUCAUCAUCAUCAUCAUCAUCAUCAUCAUCAUCAUCAUCGUCAUCAUCAUCAUCAUCAUCACCACCACCACCACCACCAUCAUCAUCAUCAUCAUCACCACCAUCACCAUCAUUAUCCAUCAGCUGCAGCACCAGCAGAAUCAUGUGCAGCAGUGAAAUCUUAAUUGCCAUCGACGACAUUAACAAGAUAGUAAUUGGCGCUGCAACAACAGUCACUUGAACGCGAACAAAAACAUCAAAGAUCACCAGUAUCAUAUCGAGACGAUGACCUCCACCCCUGGUCAUCAUUUUGAGGUGGCAGGAUAUGUAAAUUCGAUACAAAUAAACUAUGCGCUUUAAUGAAUCAUAAGAGCGUAAUUCUAGAAAAGCAGGUAGACUUGCUCCAGUUUCGCACACAUAAUUUAUAAUAAAUGUACUUCCUGAUUAGGAAUCGACCCAUGGGUUCGCUGAAAGAGUGAGCCGCAUGAUCACUCUCCUGACACAUUUGUGCACAAAGCGAAUACACAUAAGCCAGAAGAACAUGGUUCAAUAUAAAAAAUAUAGCAAAUAUUUGUCAAAAAACUCGAGUGUAUAAGCAGACAAUUUAGCAUAAAAUCAACAAGUAGUAAUACAUUCGUUCCCUUGCUGUUAACUACGGAACUCACGUAGUAGAACACAAACUUUCCGUGGGACAAGCCCCCAAUUUGCAAAAUCUGCACCCGAGAAAAAACAGUUACUAACUGUUAUAAAUCCUUUGACAAACGACCUGAUUAAAAUCAUUGUCAGUACCGAGAACACUGCUGAUGCCUCAGGAGCGGAAUAUCUUCCAAACUCCCCCUUCUCUAGGUUAGGUCUUUUCUUGUCUGAUUCUGUAAGUCAAAUGGUUGCUCUUAAUCUGCCUUACCAAAUCCCGUGUCAUCAUCCGUUACUUGUCGUUGCUUCAGUCUUAAACCCUGCACCGUCGAGCAGUCAUUCCAUGUGAUUUUAAUUCCUCAGUCCUUGCUGCUGUUCACCCAGAGCGUAUUGUACACCCUCCGGUGGUUUAGUUAGGUAGAAGUCAGUAUCUUGCACGUUCCAGGUCAUACACGCAUGCCAUGUAGCUCUUUAGUAAAAUUGCGUUAUACCCAAAACGCCCCGAUUGGCUGGUUGCGUCCUAUUGAAAGGGACACGUAUAAAAAUGACUGCCUCGGUUUCUUACUUGCUCAGCUUUCGCAGCACUGACAACGCAGUCCGAGUUCGCUCACGUCCGCGCUCGGCGGCUGGCAGGCACCCGGCAGCCCAACAAAUACCGCCGCAGCGCAAGGCCUCCACCGUGGCAAUGGCGGUCACCGCAAGACUCUUUAAGGACGCCAAGGAACGUCAGGAGUCGCCCACGCGCCGGCGGGUUGACGCCCCAGCGCCCAUUCUGGACAUCAUCCGCGACGUGGACAGCAUUUGUCGCGAUGAGCAGAGGAGACGUCUCUCACAACGCAGAUCCCCCAAGUUCGGGGCCCUCCAACCCCCCGAAACAGCCUCAACGAUUAGCGCAAGGGACUCCUUUGUCAUUGGUCCGGCGCCCCGAUCAGGUCGACGUGAAGCCACUAUCAGGCACCCGUCAACAGCCAGUCCGGGUGCCAUAUCUCAACUGACGUCGGAGGUGGGUCUUAAGUUUCUCUCACCACGAAAUACCACAUCACCCGGUUUUUAA
Spirometra erinaceieuropaei is the source of this 5302-nucleotide messenger RNA. Lineage: Eukaryota; Metazoa; Platyhelminthes; Cestoda; Diphyllobothriidea; Diphyllobothriidae. The record is from the annotation of a GenBank genome assembly.